Mauremys mutica (yellowpond turtle) is the source of this 3917-nucleotide messenger RNA. It is a transcript of the gene MINDY1, whose product is annotated as MINDY lysine 48 deubiquitinase 1. Gene Ontology annotation, biological process: protein K48-linked deubiquitination. Gene Ontology annotation, cellular component: cell periphery; cytosol. The record is from RefSeq and is a predicted model, not a curated record. The coding region runs from base 244 to 1761 and encodes 505 amino acids. Gene Ontology annotation, molecular function: cysteine-type deubiquitinase activity; K48-linked deubiquitinase activity; cysteine-type carboxypeptidase activity. The transcript has 9 exons. Lineage: Eukaryota; Metazoa; Chordata; Testudines; Geoemydidae.
AGGUUGUGGUGGUUGUUGGUUACCCCCGUCCAGUCGCGUUCAGCGGAAUCGGCUUCCCUGAGAAUUUGUAGAGUCUGGGACGGGAGCGAAAUACGCGACAGUCAGACUGCAGCGGAAAGUGAACCGGGAUCGCAGCUGGCGCGGCUUGCCGGAGAGGGACCGGCCCGCGCGAUCCGCUCCCUGCCCCGGUGAAUGUACUAAAGACGCCGAGGGGCGCUGCGGAAGUGGUUUUGUCUGGGCCAGAUGGAGCCCCGACUCGAGCAGGUGGAUCCCGUGGCUACGAAAGGGGACGAUGUAAACACGGAAGUCGCCAGGCCUGAAAUCUGCCAAGCCCCUCUGGGGCUAGAGGGGGACACUGCUGGCGUGGGGGAUGGAGCCCAGGCUGCAGCAGGGCAAGGCAGCAUCCUGAAUGGGCAGGAGCCAGGGAGCCCAAAGGGGACUGGGGUAACGCACAGCGAGGAGGCUCCGUCUGGGCAGGGCAGCUCGAGCUGCCAGCAGGCCGCAGACCGGGAGCAUGAGGACACCCCAAGGAAGGAUCCGUCCCCGAGAGCAGGGCCCAGUGAUGAAGCCAGGCAGCUGGAGCGUGGGGAGCCAGAGGGAAGAGCGGACCCCAAGGAGAAGCAGCCUCCUCUGAGCGGGAGCAUCCAAACGGGAGGAGUCGCCUCCCCGCCGGACGACCCCGUCUCCAGCCUCAGCCCAGGCGCCGCAGAGCCCGAGCCUGACUUCUAUUGCGUGAAGUGGAUCAGCUGGAAAGGGGAGAGGACACCCAUCAUCACCCAGUGUGAGAACGGGCCCUGCCCGCUCCUGGCCAUCAUGAACAUCCUGUUCCUGCAGUGGAAGGUGAAGCUCUCCCCCCAGAAGGAAGUGAUCACGUCGGACGAGUUGAUGGCGCAUCUCGGCGACUGCAUCUUGUCCAUCAAACCCCAAGAGAAUUCAGAAGGGCUGCAGCUCAACUUCCAGCAGAACGUCAACGAUGCAAUGAUGGUCCUGCCCAAACUGUCCACGGGGCUUGACGUGAACGUGAGGUUCACGGGCGUCUCCGACUUCGAGUACACCCCGGAGUGCAUUGUCUUUGAUCUCCUGAACGUCCCGCUGUACCACGGCUGGUUGGUGGACCCACAGAGCCCGGACGCUGCCCAGGCCGUCGGCAAGCUGAGCUACAACCAGCUGGUGGAGAAGAUCAUCACCUGCAAGCACUCGAGUGACCCCAACCUGGUGACCGAAGGCCUGAUCGCCGAGCAGUUCCUGGAGUCCACGGCCACCCAGCUGACCUACCACGGGCUGUGCGAGCUCACGGCCGCGGUCAAAGAGGGGGAGCUGAGCGUUUUCUUCAGAAACAACCACUUCAGCACCAUGAUCAAGCACCAGGGCCACCUGUAUCUGCUGGUCACGGACCAGGGCUUCCUGCAGGAGGAGAAGGUGACCUGGGAGAGCCUGCACAACGUGGAUGGGGACAGCUGCUUCUGUGACGCCGAGUUCCACCUGAGCCACACCCUGGGGAAGGAGGCGGCCGGCAGCUCCCCCCAGGAGCAGAGGCAGGUGGACCAGGACUACAUGAUAGCCCUGUCCUUGCAGCAACAGCAGCAGGGCCCCUCUGCCCUGAGCGACCUAGAGCUUGCGCGCCAGCUGCAGCAGGAGGAAUACCAGCGGCAGCAGCAGCCAGCGACGCCUCCUGCACAGGGGAGAGCUCAGCCGCCCGGCCGGCCGGCCGGGGAACGCAGGCAGAGACACAAGCAGGAGUCGGACUGCGUCCUCCUCUAGAGCCGCUCGCCCCCUGCCUGCUGCUUUCGGACCCCUCGCCCUCCCACGGUCCUGCCGCGUCACCAUAAAGACUCCCAGACAACAGCCUCUGCGGGGCUCGCCUCGCCUCCGGUUCCCCCGCCCGCCGCCCUCCCCAGCACGGGACCCGCUUCCCUAAGAACUCAGUCCUGGGGGUGAAACCGCGGGCCGUGCUGCUGGCCUGUCCCCGGCCCCUGGCCUGGUAUCGCAGCGCGUAGGGGCCGGGAGGGACCUUGCAGGGCAGAGUCCAGCUGGGCUGUGCAUCGGCUGCAGUUUCUCCUCCCCCCCGACGCCCUCAGCUGUACCUCGUACUUCUGAGCUCUCACCAAAGAUGCCGAGUGUUCUCCUCUCCCAGCUCACACCCUCUGAGCUGCCUCCCUGCAGAGCUCUGUGGUGGAGGCAGAGAGUUCAGUGAUCAGAGCCCGGACUCCUGGGUUCCAUUCCCAGCUCUGGGAGUGGAGUCGGGUCUAGUGCUUAGAGCAGGUUGGGGCUGGGAGCCAGGAUUCCUGGGUUCUAGUCCCAGCUCUGGGAGGGAAGGGGGAUCAGUGCUUAGAGCAGGGUGGGGGUGGGAGCCAGGACUCCUGGGUUCCAUUCCCAGCUCUCACCCUGACUUGCUGUGGGAUGCUGGGGCAAGUUGCUUCUCCCCUCCCCCCCCCCUUUUCUCCAUUUCUCCAUCUGAUAAAGCAGGGGGCGGAGGGGAGAAAAGGGGGUGACGGUACCGGUGCACCCACCCCAUCUUCAGAUGCUUUGGAAUCCACAGAGAGAAGCAGCUGUGAUGCUGUGAAAACACAGAGGCUUAUUUAACAGGGACGAAGCGGCAGCUGCCAGCCUCCCUCGGGCGGGGGCAGCUAACCCACCGAGCGUGCCAGGCAGCUGCCCGGUGCCUCUCGUGAAUUCAGGGCAGGCUCUCUGGGGCAGGGGCAGCACUUACAAAGGUGUGUCCCUCUCCUGCCGCAGGUGCAAGGAAUGCUCUGCACGGCCUUGGCGCAGACAGGAGGAUGCAGAAGGGCCCCCAGGGUGCUAGCCAAUGAGUUGCUGCCUCCUUGUUUCGAUUUUCAUGGCAGGGCGAGCACAGACUCUGGACAAGCACAUUCUCCCCCCCCCCCCCCCUCCUAUCAAUCCCAUCUAGUCUCCCCUUGGGCGGGCCCGAUCCUGCACUCAGCGGUGCCGCUGGGAAUUCUGCGGGCAAGGCCGUCGGCUCUAAUUAACUAAGGCAGCGAGUGGAUCUGUGGCAGGGGAGGGGAAUCUGUCGGGUCUCUGUCCAGCCCAAUGAUGCGAUCCGAGCUGCAGGAAGCACAUUUUCAGGGUGCAUUGAAAUAAUCGCAGAGUAAAGCGCUCAGAGCCUAGGAGCCAGGGGGAGGGUUUGGAUGUAAAUUCCCUGCUGGGACAAAGCUUUCCCUUAGGCCCUGGCAGCGUCCUCCCUCCAGCAGGGAGGGUUUAAACCAGGCCCUGUGGAACACAGCCCGAGGAGGGACGGUGGGUCAUUGCCUGGGCCAAACCUCGUUGGCAUCAGUAGCCACCUAGCUGGGUCGGGGGGGUACUCGGAGCCCCUUCUGGUUGCAAGACGCUGAGUGACACGGGACGCUCCUGGUCUAGCAGCAGCCAGCAGCACUUCCAGCUCGAGUAGGGGAGAGCGCGGUUACCCCGGCUCCCAGGUGACUGCACGCUGGAUCCCAGCGCCUACCAGGGAGGAGGAGAAUUGACCGAGAUGCUUGUGGCCAUUCCAGCAGGUCAGCAGUGGCUGAGCCCACAAAAAUGGCUGAUAUCCCACAAGAAGCAUCUCUUGUUCCCGUCCUUUUCUGGUUCUGCCCGAUCCCUCGUCCUCCUCUAGACAGCCUCCUCCCCAGAAAAGCUGCAGUGGGGAGGGGCACGUUUAGGAAAAGGGAGCAGGGUGGCUACCACGUGUUAGUCAACCCUGCCCCGCUCCUCAGCCUGUGACGUCCCCCACCUCCACCCUGUGGAUUGAAUGGGAUCAGGAUCAAACCUUGAGGAUACUAACGAACCUUCUGCGGUGGGCGCCUGGGCUCUGGCACCAAGCUCUGACACUCUCGGGCUCGAUGAGUUUUACUCUUUCUUUUCUACUCUCCGUUAUUUGUAACACUGCCUUAGACAUUUGGAAAUAAAAGUGUCUUUCCCUA